Yarrowia lipolytica CLIB122 is the source of this 1221-nucleotide messenger RNA. RefSeq lists its product as uncharacterized. Gene Ontology annotation, molecular function: proteasome-activating activity; ATP binding; ATP hydrolysis activity. Lineage: Eukaryota; Fungi; Ascomycota; Dipodascomycetes; Dipodascales. Gene Ontology annotation, biological process: proteasome-mediated ubiquitin-dependent protein catabolic process. Gene Ontology annotation, cellular component: proteasome regulatory particle, base subcomplex. The record is from RefSeq and is a predicted model, not a curated record.
AUGACGACAGUUGCAAGCAACCAGGUGGGUCCCUCUUCCUCGUCAGGCAUUGCGCCGUUCUUUGCGCAACAGAUUGAGGACUUUGAGCUGAAAAUCAACAAGAAGCUGCAAAACUUGCGACGGUUGGAAGCCCAGCGAAACGCCCUCAACACCAAGGUGCGUCUGCUCAAGGACGAGCUCCACGUGCUGCAGGAGUCGGGCUCGUACGUCGGCGAGGUGAUCAAGAUCAUGGGCAAGCAGAAGGUGCUGGUCAAGGUCCACCCCGAGGGCAAGUACGUGGUCGAUAUUGCUCCCGACCUCGACAUUAAGAAGAUCACGCCCUCGUUGCGGGUCUGUCUGCGAUCGGACUCGUACACUCUGCACCAGAUUCUGCCCAACAAGGUCGAUCCUCUGGUGUCGCUGAUGAUGGUGGAAAAGGUGCCUGACAGUACCUACGACAUGGUGGGAGGUCUGGACCAGCAGAUCAAGGAGAUCAAGGAGGUGAUCGAGCUGCCCGUCAAGCAUCCCGAGCUGUUUGAAAGUCUGGGUAUCGCGCAGCCCAAGGGAGUCAUUCUUUACGGACCCCCCGGUACCGGAAAGACCCUUCUUGCACGAGCUGUGGCGCAUCACACCGAGUGUAAGUUCAUUCGAGUGUCUGGUUCCGAGCUGGUGCAAAAGUACAUUGGAGAGGGUUCUCGAAUGGUUCGAGAGCUCUUUAUCAUGGCCCGAGAGCAUGCCCCAAGUAUCAUCUUCAUGGACGAAAUUGAUUCCAUUGGUUCUGCUCGAACCGAGUCUGGAGGAGGCGGCGGCGGUGGCGACUCUGAGGUUCAGCGAACCAUGCUGGAGCUUCUCAACCAGCUGGACGGUUUCGAGUCGUCCAAGAACAUCAAGAUCAUCAUGGCCACUAACCGUCUUGACAUUCUGGACCCUGCUCUUCUGCGUCCCGGUCGAAUCGACCGAAAGAUCGAGUUCCCCCCGCCCACCGUGGAGGCUCGAGCCGACAUUCUGCGAAUCCACUCACGACGAAUGAACCUAACCCGAGGAAUCGAUCUCAAAAAGAUUGCCGAGAAGAUGAAUGGCUGUUCGGGAGCCGAAGUCAAGGGAGUGUGCACAGAGGCCGGAAUGUACGCUCUGAGAGAGCGACGAAUCCACGUGACCCAGGAGGACUUUGAGCUGGCUGUGGCCAAGGUCAUGAGCAGAAACGAUGCUUCCGAGGUUUCUGUUGCCAAGCUGUUCAAGUAA